UUUGCUGGGCUUGAUCAAAUAGGGCAGCAAUCUGAUCUUCGUCCGUCCAAAUCAUUAAACUCAAAUCUGACCGUUCGUCUCAGCCAUCAAUCUGUCCAUUUAUCUCAAUCCACUAUCCUCCACCUGUUUCCAAAACCCCAGACAUCUUUUGUUGUGCCACCUGAAUCCAUGGCUCAUACAUCAGCGAGAAUCCAAUAUUUAGAAACUAGGGCUUCAUGUUUCCCAAAUAUUUUCCUCUGAUCUUCUAAUCUUGACGAUUUUGCAUUCAAGUUCCGAACUUGCUGACGAUUUUGGAACUCCGAGAUCCAUUUGCUUAGCCCAUGAAUGCCCAGUCUCAGAUCUUGCAAAACCGCCAAAACUACGCCGUUUGGCCUCCCCUUCCGCCACCGUUCCCGCCGGACCACAACCCUGUGUUCUCUCACCGGCCGGUAACUUUCAAUGGUCCGACGGAGACGACCAGCCAUCCGGGUCGGUCGAACUGGAGGGCGAAACCCGACAAGAGGAAGGAAUUUCGGCGAGCCGACCCGCUUGGGGCUCCGCUGGGUCCGGGAUACAAAUCCGCGAACCAGAGUGAUUCGCAGUUUCAGAAUCGAUCGAAAGGUCGAAGAUUUUACCCCAAGAAGAAGUUCAAUUCUCGAUUCGCUCCCUUUGCUCCGAGGAACACCACUUCGUUCCUGAUUCGCGCCAAGAAAUCCGGGGGUAUUGCGUCGUUGGUCUCGCCAUGUCCGGUCACACCGGCGACCCUCCCGACGCCGGUUUUCUCACCGGCGAGGGAGGAUUUGAUGGACAUGGCGAAGGAAGAGUGGGGUGUCGAUGGGUACGGCUCAAUGAAGGGUCUGAUUCGACUUCGUUCCGGGUCCUCUAAAGGCGAUGGAGAGGAUGCCGAUUCGGAUGACGGCGGUGGCGAAGCGUCUAGUGACAGCGACGUGGAAGAAGAGCGCGUGGAAGUUGAGAGGAAAUUGGACCACGACCUGAGAAGAUUCGAAAUGAUAUACCCGAACUCCAACGUCGGCGUCAGCGACGAUCAAACCAGUGUACUGGAGACCAGAGUGGACGAACAGGACACCCAUAUUUCUCAGCUGGAAGAAGAGAAUUUGACGCUGAAAGAGAAACUAUUUCUGAUGGAGAGGGAGCUGAGUGAAUUGAGGAGGAGGGUCGAGUGCUUGGAGACUGAUGGUGGGGUGGCGCCGGAGAAUGUUGCAGAGACCAUUAAUGACGACGCCGGCCACGAGGGUUCGGAAAAGAGCGUAGGAAACGGUAAUGGCGAGACUGAGGAAGACGGUGUUAGAGACUGAAUUAUCGUCUUAUACGAAUUGGUUUGAAUCGUAACAGGAUAGUAGGAUGUUUCUGGGAAAAUGAAGCUGCAAUGAUACCUGUAAAUGUCUCUGUAUAUAUUGGUAGGAUUGUAGAUUUAGGGACAGUUUAAUGAGUAUGGCGUAAUAUGUUAGUUUCUUUUGUGAUCGGAGGACCUUGAAACUGGACCUGUUCAUGAGAGAAUUUGCAGGCGUUUCACAAACUGAUCUUUUGUUUUACUGGCAAUUAGAAUAGAACGUUGAGGUUCCAGAGAGGAGGAGCCGAGGAAGGGUCGUGUCUUUUGCUCUCACAAUGUCACUGCUCACCUGUGUGUGCGUCUAUAUAAAUGUGUGUCUGCAUAUGUAUAUAUAUUACUUUCACAUCCAAAUUUCUGUGCUUUCGAUUUA
Neltuma alba is the source of this 1700-nucleotide messenger RNA. RefSeq lists its product as uncharacterized. The transcript has a single exon. The coding region runs from base 321 to 1295 and encodes 324 amino acids. NCBI's taxonomy places the organism in Eukaryota, Viridiplantae, Streptophyta, Magnoliopsida, Fabales, Fabaceae. The record is from RefSeq and is a predicted model, not a curated record.